Messenger RNA from Folsomia candida, 3782 nucleotides. Its product is annotated as protein dimmed. The record is from RefSeq and is a predicted model, not a curated record. Gene Ontology annotation, molecular function: protein dimerization activity. NCBI's taxonomy places the organism in Eukaryota, Metazoa, Arthropoda, Collembola, Entomobryomorpha, Isotomidae. The coding region runs from base 537 to 1403 and encodes 288 amino acids. The transcript has 4 exons.
CUGCCACAUUAUAUAGUUUGCAUUCAUGACGGAGAGACUCUCAUGCAAAAAGUAAAGGCUGAAGCUGAAACCAGUUGAAGAGUUCUGCUCGAGCCAACAACAUCCAUCCAUUCUCUAAAAACUUCAUGCAAGCAAAAUCAUACAGCGUUCAUGCAAUUUCUUUCUUUCUCAGGUGAAAUAAUAAAAUUGAGAAAAAUAUCUACAACACAGCUAAAAUACACACAAAGUCCAUCAUAAGGUAGACUUUAAGGAGAACAGUUUCAGUUUCAGAGAGGAACGUGUCGUCGACAAGGCGAAGAAAUUAUUAUUUACUAUUAAUUCUGCCCCGAUUUGUCUAAAAGUCUACAUCAACCGUGUGAAUUUAUCCGUGCAUUCAGCGAAAUUGACUCAGUUUAUUGAACUAGGACAAGUUAUUCAUUGGCAAAAUGUUAUUAUUUCAAAGAGUGAAUUUUUUAAUACGGAGCCGCACUUUCAAGAAGUAAUGCAUACUUGACAAUGAGUAUUAUUGCAUGGGGACAGAUUGCGCAUAAAUCGUAAUGAUAGUCAACACAAUGACGGGAAUCCGCAAAGAGAGUAAUAAACUGUCUACCACGACCCGUGGUCGAAAACGCCCAGUCCGCGACCUCCUCCGCGACGACCUUCCCGACGACAUUCCCGACGACAUCCCCGACUCAUUAAUUAAAGAUAUAUUUAACGAUGAAGAAAUCCACAUGGCUGCCGACAACUUGCUCCACAUACGAGAAGAAGACUUGGACGAGUACGACGAGAGCAGUGAUGGCGACAAUUCCAACAGUUUUAACUAUUCUUUAAAAGACUUUGGGUUAGGGAGCUGUUCUUCCGGUGCGUCAGAAGAGGGGUCCACUUCCGGUCGUGGCGGUGGAACGAGUAGUAGUGGCGGCACGGCAAAUGGGAAACGACGCUACAAACGGUCUUCCGAAGGUCAAGGGGGAAGUCAGAGUUGUGGCGAUGACGCCAACGAGGGGAAUGGUUCUGAAGCGUCGGAAAAGUCGAGAGGGCGCGGGGACGGGUACGACGGGAAGAGAAAACAAGUGCUGUCCGCGAGAGAAAGGAAUCUUCGGCGUCUAGAAUCAAAUGAACGUGAAAGGCAGCGGAUGCACUCACUCAACGAUGCCUUCCAGCAACUUCGUGAAGUCAUUCCGCACGUGGCAAUGGCGAGGAAAUUGUCAAAAAUUGAAACCCUAACUCUGGCCAAACAUUACAUUAUGGCAUUAACAAAUGUGAUAUGCGACAUGCGGGGGGAUGAGAAGCCCUACAAGUUUUUGGAGGAACUCGCCUCCGCUGGGGGGGAAGGUGUGGAUGAGGACGAGGAGACUGAUCUGGAGGACAAUUCCAAUAACGCCAAUAACUUUAACAUGUCCUCACCCGCUUCAGCAGCCACAUAAUGUUCAAACGUGUAGUUAAUAAUAUAAGUAAUUAAUAACAACAAACUUUACUAUGAUCGAUGAAGUGUGUGUAAUCAAUCGAUUAUCAAAACUGCAGUGCAGGCAGACUUAUCUUGCUCAUGAUAACUAAUUAUUAAAACUUGGACAAAAAAGAAAAGUGAUUCUCCUAAUUGAUACCAACCAACUAACGGCCAACGGUGAAAAAAUAGAGAGAAUUAGAGUUCAACCGUUACCCAUUUUCCCAAUGGACGACAUAUGUCAUCAUCAUCAUCAUCAAUAAUUACGCAAAAAUUGUGUUUUUCCAAUUUUUAAGAAAAAAUUUUACCGCAAGAGAGAAACUCAAAAAUGGAGAAAAUAUAUAAUGGACCACUGGAAUAAACCCCAAAUAUAAAAUUCCCCCCGACCCCACAGAGUAAAUAUUUGUAUUGAAUUUUAUUAUUAUUGUUUCAUUCUUUGAAGUUGAUUGAUUGAUGGGUGUGGAUCUCCUCCGUUGCAAUAAGCUGAAUGUUUUAUUACACUACAUAUUUAAGCUACAUACAUAAGAGUUAAAAGCGUUGUGUGCUAUUUUAGCAAUCUAAUCUCACAUUUUAAAAGAAUGGAUCAUCAUUUGCUACAUACAUAUAUUCAUAUAAAAUAAUAAUAUAAUAUACAUAUAUUUUAUGCCGAGCUAUAUUUUAUUCCUUCCGUAUUUAUUCACUCGUCUGCUGGUGUACGUACUUGCGUACUUUUGUGCAUAUUUAAUAAUGAUAAGAACGAGAGGAUUGGAAAAAAAGAAGAGUACAUAUACAUUUAUAUUGUAAUGUUGGUUGAUGGAUGAUGGAUGGAUGGGUGGGUGCCGAAACGAGAGCAUAUCUAUUAUUUUGUUAAGCAUGCAUGCAUUACUUUUGUAAAUAAUUGUCAAACAAUGUGUAGUUAAAGUUUGCUGGCCGGAAUUUAUAAGUACUUAAAAUUUUAAGCAAACAUUACAACAACAAUGCAAAGAGAGAUUUUAUAUACCGUUUGUUGCCCGUCUUUCAGAGAAAUCAAAUAUUUCCUUUAGUUUUGGGGGAAACCCUGAAAUUAUGCAAAGUAUUUACAUACACAAGGAUUGUUUAAAAUACGUACUUACUUAUAAUGGGAAAAGUUAUGACUUUCUUUCAUUUCAUGACAAUAAAAGUUAUUGAGUUAAAUAGGAUUUUGAAAUUAUUGACAUUUAAAAGUAUGCUAAAUCAAAUUCAAUAAUUUAUCUAAGUGUUGAGGGGAAAGACAUUUGUCGGCUAAAAAAACGUAAAAAAUUUCAUUAUUUCAAUGCAAUGGAAACACAUAGUCAGUUGGAAGGGUCGUAAUUUAACAGGUACAGAUCCAAGUCAUGGGGUGCGCAUUAAGAGGGAUUGUCGCGAAGAAAUGCAGCUUAUCAUAACGCAUUACGAUUACGAAGGUGCUGGAAAAGUGAAUCGGACGCUUUAGUUUACUCGUACGUAGAAGAAAUUAAGGAAAAUUAAACGAAUCUACACAUGUAGAUUGUGUAGUUGCGCAUAUAUCAUCAGACAGAUUAAUCAUUUAUUACGAUUAAAGACUGCAUGAAAAAAAAGAAACGCUCAGAUUCGAAAUGUAAAUACAAUCAUUAUCAAUCACGAUCAUGAUACAUGCGCCCGGCUAAAAAUAGUUUGAUCCGAAAGCGACAACAACAUUUUGUAAUUGGUGUUAUUGGGGAUGACAAUGUGGUAAAUUGUUUGAUUAAAAGUGAGUACGAAAUAGUAAACACCAAAUGAAAGUGGGAGAGAGAUGGACAUAAAUACAUACAUAGUUUUUUAAGUGUAUGCAUUACUACAGAGAGUUAUUAUAUGAGAUCGGAUACAGACAGAGCAAUAACGUGGAACAUGAUAAUAACAAUAUGAUAAGUAUAAUUGUAAUGUAAAAUGCCCUAUUUUUGUUAACGAUAGACUAAUGUUCGAAAUAUUUAUUUGUAAUUGGAGUGAAAAGCUCGGUUGAUUAAUGAUUCGUAUAAUAUAUAAGCAAAAUCAGGUGGUCGGUAUACAGUUAUUGUAAUUAUGAUAAGAUGUAAAACAACUACAAUGCGACUGUAUACCGCUGUUUGAUAAAUAAAUAUAUAGCAAGUUAUAAUGUCUACACAUAUCAUUACACGAUGUAAGGUUUAAAAUUCAUUGAUUCUAUUGUGACGAGUAAAGUGUGUGGAUUGGAUGAGACGACCACUUUACGAGAUAAUUGCUUCAAAAGGAUAAUGAACGCACACCAUUAAUAGAUAAGUGAUGGUCACUUUUAGCAAGAUAAAACCUUGACAUUAAUAUUUCUUAGUUUUGUAAACGUAUCAGAUAUUAAUGAAUAUUAUGUUGUGAUUUAGAAAAUUACAAAAACCGAUAAUAAAAGAGUAAUAAAAUA